Corythoichthys intestinalis (scribbled pipefish) is the source of this 6277-nucleotide messenger RNA. Its product is annotated as macrophage metalloelastase-like. Gene Ontology annotation, cellular component: extracellular matrix. Bases 168 to 1625 code for a protein of 485 amino acids. Lineage: Eukaryota; Metazoa; Chordata; Actinopteri; Syngnathiformes; Syngnathidae. The transcript is spliced from 10 exons. The record is from RefSeq and is a predicted model, not a curated record. Gene Ontology annotation, biological process: collagen catabolic process; extracellular matrix organization; proteolysis. Gene Ontology annotation, molecular function: zinc ion binding; metalloendopeptidase activity.
ACAAUCACAGGAAUGUUUAGUUGCCUGGUCUUGCAACUUUCUCUGCUCUUAACCUCAUAUCCCUAUCCCUAUCUCAGGAAUUAACCAAAGGGCUUUAUGAGUGUACAGAGCAUGUGAAGAAGAAUUUAAGCGUGCACUUUUUGCUACCUGAAGCUGGAUAAUAUAUCAUGGAAGGGACAUUCACUGCUAAAUUAUUGCUGAUGAUGGCAACAAUAGUAAUUACUGGAGCUGUGCCAACCAUCCCAACCAGUGAAGAAGACCUUUCUAAAGCUCAGGAUUACCUUUCCCAAUAUUUCUCUGAAGUGGGCGUCACUACAGGUAGUGAGAUAUGGCGUGGGGCUUUUGAUUCCUUUGAAGAAACUCUCAAAAUUAUGCAAGAGUUUUUUGGCCUGGAGGUAACAGGACAGUUGGACUCCAACACCUUGGAAGUGAUGUCCAAACCGCGCUGUGGUUUCACAGACUUGGAUAAAUUCAAGUAUGCCCACUUUGAUGGGCAACCCAAGUGGGACAAGAAUGUGAUUACAUACAGGAUAACUGAAUAUACACCGGACUUGGAUCAAAGUUUUGUGGAUACCACUCUUGCCAAGGCCCUGCAGAUCUAUAGUGAUGUAAUUCCUUUGGAUUUUAAGCAGAUUCAAAGCGGCACUGCAGACAUAAUGAUCAAGUUCAUGGCUCGAAAUCAUGGAGAUUUUGCACCCUUUGAUGGGCAAGGUGGAGUCCUGGCUCAUGCCUUUUCCCCUGGUGAGGGCAGAGGUGGUGACACCCAUUUUGAUGAAGAUGAAAGCUGGAGUCGUGCAUCAUCAGGAACCAACCUGUUCUUGGUGGCAGCUCAUGAGUUUGGACAUGCACUUGGAUUAUCCCACUCUAAGGUUCGAACAGCCCUAAUGUAUCCCACCUACCAGUACGUUAACACAGAAGGCUAUGUACUACCAGAUGAUGACAGAAAGGGAGUGCAGUCACUUUACGGAGCCAGAUCUACAACUCAGCCGACAGAUAGCCCUGAUCCCAAACCGGAACCUGAACCAGAGCCUGACACACCUUCGCCACCACCAGACCGGUGUAGCCAAAAUCUAAUUUUUGACGCUGCAACUUCAAUUCAGGGUGCUCUUUAUUUCUUCAAGGGCAGCCAUUUUUGGAAGAGGACCCGCAACUGGGAUGGCGUCACUAUGAGGACAAUUGAUUCUGUCUGGUCAGGAAUCAACAAAGUUGAUGCUGCUUAUGAGUAUAAGGCUCGCAACACAGUUAUUUUUUUUGAAGGGGACCGCUACUGGCAAGUCAGAAGAAACACUGUCCUACCUGGCUUUCCCAAACCAAUCAGUGACUUCGGCUUGCCUUCAUCUGUCACCAAAAUAGAUGCCGCUGUCCAUGUUCCAUUUGUGGGAAGAACGCUCUUGUUUGCAAACAAUAAAUACUGGAGCUACCAUGAAAGGAGAAGCAGGAUGGAUCGUAGAAAUCCCAAAAAUAUUCGCACAGAACUACCCGGGAUUGGCUACAAAGUUGAUGCUGCUUUUGAGUAUAGAGGCUACCUGUUCUUUUCGUAUGGAUCCAGGCAGACACAAUACGAUUAUGCAAGAAGGAGAGCUGUUCGCACUCUGAUGAGUUCUGACUGGAUGGACUGUGAAUAAACAGUCACCCAAAUCUCCUGGAAUUUUAGUGGUUUUACCUUUGGUUGAUAUAAUUUCUUGUUCAAUCGGUUAUAGGGGGAUUUAGUUUGUCAGAAAAGUGUAAUCUUUAAAUGAUUAUCAGCAGGGGUGGGUAGGGUUACUUCAAAAUAGUAUUAUUCAAGUAAAAGUAGUCAUCCCAAAAAUGUAAUAAAGUAUUUGGUGAAAAGAAUUCUCAAGUAAUGAGUUACCGUACAUUGUGAGUAGUUGCUUACGAUAUUUAAUUUUUGAUUUUCCUCAGCACAGUUAUUUAUAUGAGCUGUAAUUAUUAUACUGUACUAUAGCCUAUUACGUAACCAUAUUAAGCCAAAGAAAUAAGAAACAAAAAAAAUCAUUUAAUUCCGGCGAGAGAAAAAAAUAAAGUCUACAGAAAUGAACUAUUACUCGUCCAAAGCGCAUGAGUGCACUCUAGUGGAGAAAACAGUUUGAAUAGUUGAAUAGUGAAUAGUUCCUUCAUAGUUCCUAUCAUAAAAUUAAAAGGAUGGUAUCUUUGGUUUUCUGUGGUCAAUCAGGGCCAAAUAAAAACUGGGAGAGAGGUUAAAAUCUGCGCUUUCGAGUCAUGUUCAGGGCAGCGCGCGAUAUCAAAUACUUACAUUUUUACAGUGCUUUAAAGACACCACGUGACUGAACAGGCUGCAUGAUCUUAGAACGGCAAGCUUGAAUCUGAUUGGUAUAAUGGAUUCAUGUUUGUCGACAUCUCAUUGUGAAACUGGUAGAUCUACUGUUGGCAUUGAUAAAAAAAGAGGUAAAAUCUAAUAUGUAGAAUAAAGAGGAUGUAUGAAAUGUAAUGAAUUUAGUGUAGCCUAAAGUAGCGGAGUGAGAGUAGCGUUUAUUCUUCAAAAAUUUACUCAAGCAAAAGUAAAAAGUAUAGAUUAGUAAAACUACUCUUAGACGUACAUUUUUCAAAAAAAAAGUUACUUGAGCAAAUGUAAUUGAGUAAAUGUAACGUGUUACUACCCACCUCUGCAGACAAUACGUAUAGGCUUUUUUUUUUUUGUAUAAAUAUGAUUCUAUAUACACAGAUCAUACACUGCGCAAGGUAAAAGGUUAUAAAGCCGUUAAAAUGCAUUUUGUUUUUGUCGACUGUAGCAUCAGGUAAUCUUAUUUUAAGCUGUUGGCAUCAUUCAAUGGUGCAUUAACGCAACAAAAAUAAAUGUGUUGAAGUGUGGGUCAGAAUAUUUGCUAAUAUUUUACCAUGCAAUCAUGCUUUUUUUUCAAACAACAACAACAAAAAAGAAAAAAAUGUAAAUAAAUAUACCAAAAAAAUUCACAUUAAUAAAGUAAUAAAAUCAACAAAUACCUGCAUUUAAAGUAAAAGCGCAGACACGGGCACAAAAAAUGCUUAAGUAAAAGUACAAGUAUCUUAAAAAAAAUACUCGAGUAAAAGCACAAAAAUACUUGCUUUAAAAUUUACUAGGGGUGUCAAACGAUUAAAAUUUUUAAUCGAGUUAAUUACAGCUUAAAAAUUAAUUAAUCGUAAUUAAUCGCAAUUCAAAUCAUCUAUAAAAUAUGCCAUAUUUUUCAGUAAAUUAUUGUUGGAAUAGAAAGAUAAGACACAAGAUGGAUAUUUACAUUCAACAUACGGUACAUAAGUACUGUAUUUCUUUAUUAUAACAAUAAAUCAACAAGAUGGCAUUACCAUUAUUAACAUUCUGUUAAAGCGAUCCAUGGAUAGAAAGACUUGUCGUUCUUGAAAGAUAAAUGUGAGUACAAGUUAUAGAAAUUUUAUAUUAAAACCCCUCCUCAUGUUUUCGUUUUAAUAAAAUUUAUAAAAAUUUCAAUCAAAAAAUAAACUAGUAGCCCGCCAUUGCUGAUGUCAAUAAUUACUUACACAAUGCUCAUGGGUGCUGAAGCCUAUAAAAUCAGUCACACCCAAGCGCCAGCAGAGGGCGGCAAAACUCCGAAAAACACAACAAGUACACCUUUCACUGUCCUGUCAUUUGAAUCUGUUUGAGCGGGGCAUUUAUGCGUUAAUUGCGUUAAAUAUUUUAACGGGAUUAAUUUAAAAAAAUAAUUACCACUCGUUAACAUGAUAAUUUUGACAGCCCUAAAUUUUACUUUAAAAGUAAAAAGAAAAAUUAUUUUGCCAACAUAUUAUAUUUUUAUAUUUUAAAUAUAGAUAUAUAACCAUGCAGAAUGGAAAAAAGGAAUAAAAUUGACUACACUGUAAACUCUAAACAAAAGCUUAACAAGCUAAAAAUAAAAACCUCCAAAACUUAUCUUAAUGGAGGAUGGCAAGCAACUAUCAGGUGCAUAUCCUCACCUACUGUACAACUGUGUGCAGCACCCAUUUGAAGGCGCUUUGCUCUCACUGUUUUUUUUAUUGGUCAAUAUCUUGUUCUCCUGCCUAAUUUCUCUUGUACUCGUAUUGCUCCCUCUAGUGUUCAGUAACAAUAUAAUUGCACAGGACUUAUUGAUUGCGCUGGAGACAUGAAAACAAAACUAUCAUUCACAAUGAGUGAAAAACAAACAAACAAACAAAUGUAACGUUUCAUGCAGGGGACAAUGAAUGUCAAUGGGUCAGUGAGGAAUCAUGAAGCAUUUCAACACAUAUGAAAACUGUACUAUAUAGACAAGUUUCCUGAGCGAAAUAUGGGCGGCGCCAUCUUGGACAAUGUAUGCCUCGAACGUCCGGUUCAGAAAAAAACAACAUGAAUUACGGUUGAAGUAAGCAGUGUUUUGACAAAGUUAAAACUGCAAAAUUACAGCAGAGGAGCUCACGGAAUCUCCAUAAAUGGAUUCAGCACGACGUAGAUAAGAUUGUAUUAUUGUUCAUAUAACUUUGUUGAUGAUUUGUGGACAAAAUUAUAACAACCUGUCAGCCUGUGUUGAUGUUAUAGAUUGAUACACCGGCCACAUGAGUGACCAAAAUGAGAUGAAAUUACACAUUAUACUGUAUUACAUUUGCCGAAUGCAGAAGGGCUGACACGGAUUUUGUUGUUACAAGGAAAUAGUACGAGGUAUGUACAUAUAAACACAAAUAGUAUGUCAUUCUUUUUUAUUGUAGAUAUUGAUAGCAAUAAAAAGCAUUUGCAAAACAUGAUUCCAUUUCUUGUUUUAAAACGAUUGGUGCACAGGCAAAACAGGUCAAUAAAUCACAAUUCAUGAAACUAUUGGAAAAAUAUUAACGAAGGUUGAGCAUACGAGGAAUAUUAGACAGCAGAGCUCAAGGGAGCUUCUCCAAACUUUCACCCGACAUCAUGGAAACCCUCGGCGGCAUCCAGAUGGACUUUAUCCCGCUGUCCUCGGUAAUUCCAGCUCCAGUAGCAUAUCUUAGAGUUGCUGCAGUUAAAAAGCUCGUAGUUGGAUCUCUGUAUCGAGCUCACGGUCCACUUCGAAGCGAGCCACCGCCUCCAGCCCCAGCCUCUCGUCACCCCCCGGGUAGAACGACGUAGUCUCGAUAUAUGUCCAUCAACUUACAGUAAGUGUUGCUGUGAGGAACAUCAACUUAUAUUUCCUCGCCUAACAAGAGUUUUCCACCUAUAAACAAACGAACAAAAAAUAGUAACACUUGGUUUUAUGCGGGUCCAUCCAACACGUACUGAUUAGCAACAGGCUGCAAGGAGUAGUUGUAGUAAAUAAUAUUAAAUAUCAUACUUACAAUCAUCAUCGCAAGAUCAAUAGCAAAGGCAACAAGUCGUUUCAUGUUCCAGAUUUUAGGUUUAGUAAUUUUGGAGCACACACCUUACAUAAGACAGCGGCAGCAUGACUACACGAACGCUCGGGACCCGCGAUACAUGAACGGCCUGAAGUUUGGACAUCUUCCUCCUGUAUUACCAGCACCCGUGGUUUGUGGUACGGAGCACAGAGGCACUGGCUUGGUUCUACAUCCCCCUUCAUGAAGACAAAAUUCCCGUGUUCGUAUAUGAGGACUCAUCUAACUUUGUGGCUGUGCAGGUACUGGAAUGCCUAGGAGCUUCCUGAUGGCGUUUCAAUCCACUGCCAUAGAGUCAAUAAAACACGAUAAUAUUUUAUUUGUGGUCACCCUCGGCCACUUCUUUAAGUUUUCUUCCCAUGUCGAGAUGGCAGAAGGAUGUGGUAUUCCGAAAUCCUAGUUUUUCAGGGUUUUUAGUGAGUGAUGCCACUCCAGCACCAUAGAAGUCAAUGGUAAAAAAAAUCUAAAGGCCGAAGUUAUAGGCAGACAUAAGGAAGUAAGCGGCAGUACCUUGGAAACUUGUCUAUACAGUAUAUAACCAAGGCCAUCGGUCUUUGUCAGUCACGUGCCCAAACUAGCGGACAUGCCCCCAGGCGCCAUUUUGGGUGUACCGUGGAUGUAAACAAACCCGAACAGGAGUAGCUGGUGAAAGAGUGAGUUUUUAAACUUUUUAAAAACUUUUUGCUCAGUCGCCAAUCUGGAGAGGGAUAAGAGGAUACUGUACAGGGCCAAACUUAUCAAGGAGGCCAGGGAUCGGUAUUUGGCAAGAUUAUCGACAAUCAAUAAUAUAGAUCCGUACGACCUCCCUACAAAAGUAUGGAGCUCCGACGCCACAUUACUGCCUCAUACAUUCCAGUAAGGCGGCGAAGGAAGUCCGCCAGCGGGUCAUGUACGGAUCGCCUGGCUUUGUUCCUUCGCCGCCUUACCGGAGUGUGUUGGCUCCCCGCUCAUUUGUCACGGU